ACGUAAGCAAGAACGACGUCAGACCAAUGCCUUUCCAAAUGCUUCUGGAAGGACCGAGGCGCAUGAGAGAGAGAAAACGCAUCCGCGCCGCUGCUGAAUCUCCGCCUCCUCUUUGCGCAUGCUGCUUUCUCGCACUUCGGCGUCCCUCGCCACCGCCACCCUUGAAGCCCUGCAGAACGAAGCAUAAAUCAACCCGAGAUUGCCCUAAUUCGUCAUGCACAGAACAUCUGAUUCCCCCAUACAGCCAACACAAGCGCAACGCUCAUAAGCCAGACGCUACGCAGCUUACGGCCUGUGAAAAAGGGCUGGUUUAUUUCUUGCUGCUUGAAAGAUUCGCGACGACUGUCCCCAUGGCCUCCGCAACUGCCUUUGCUCUUCGCAGCGUGCCUCGCCUUCUCCGAGCGCCUCUCCUGCUCACGAAGCCAGACGUGCUGAAGGCGCCGCGAUGCGUGUCAGGGUCCCGCGCCAUCUUCGCAUCGGCAGAAAAGCAGCAGUCGCAGCAGCAAUCCCAGUCGCAGCAGUCGCAGCAGUCGCAGGAUCAGAAGCAGAUGGUGGAGCAUGAGGCGACGCCCGUGGCAGUCGAGAGGCGUGGCCAGAGAGACCUCGCUUCCCGCGCUGUCGCUCCUCUUGGGGCGUUUUCUGAUCUGCUGGACCCCUUCUUCCCCACCAACCGUUCGCUCACGCAGCUGCUGGACUCCGUGGACCGCAUGUUCGAUGACGCCUUCCUGCCGCAUCCCAUGGCGCGCUUCCCCUCUCUCUUCCGCGCCGCCACGCCUCUCGCGCCUGCUAGCGCGGCCGCGCGCCCUGCUGUGGCGGUGAGGAUGCCGUGGGACGUGCGCGAAACGGACGACGCCUUCCACAUGCGCAUCGACAUGCCGGGGCUGUCUAAGGAGGAGGUGUCGGUGAAGUUGGAGGGCGGCAGUCUGGUGAUUCGCGGGGAGCACAAGGCGGAGGAGAAGGGCGGCGAGGAGGGCGAGGGACUGUGGGAUGCGCGCAUCGCCAAGUCGUACCAGACGACUCUGGCGCUCCCUGACAACGUGCUGACGGGCGAGAUCACGGCGGAGAUGAAGAACGGCGUGCUCACUGUCACCAUGCCCAAGGAAACGCCGCCAGAGCCCGCCACCUCCGCCGUUGACAUCCCCGUUGCGUGAUGGCAAGUGGCUCUGCUGCUUCCGCAGGCAGUGCUCCAUUCCCCGGCUUGGGAUUGGGGAGUGUAUAGUUUAGCAGCCGCUGCUUGAGGGGAUAACUUGUAGAGGAAAGUUUGUGUACAGCAGCCUUGGCCCCUCAAGUAGUCACAGGAACCAGCAUCAGUCUUGUAUGCUGGAACAUCGUGGAGAAUGAGAUGGGUUGCUUUUUAGUACAUGGCAGUGCAUAUCUACAC
Closterium sp. NIES-67 is the source of this 1381-nucleotide messenger RNA. The record is from the annotation of a GenBank genome assembly. Lineage: Eukaryota; Viridiplantae; Streptophyta; Zygnematophyceae; Desmidiales; Closteriaceae.